AAGCGGAACUCGUGCAUUGACAACACGCAAAUUACGCACAGAUGUACGUACAGUACGCGUCAGACGAUUGAAAGUUGGGCGAAGUGUUGGUCUUCUCUUGUUGAUUUCUGAGUACGAAGAGAAAUUUGAUUUUAGACAUGGCUACUACACAAGAUGAAGUUGCAUUUCGUUCAAUGGUUCGGGCCUCGGGUUUAGGUGAGGUAUGGAAUCACACCUCUGACGAGUCCAAAUUUAAACAGUAUGGAUGGAGGACAACGACAAAGGAAGAUUGCUACUCGCCAAACACUCUCGUGGGGAACUGGAACGAAGAAAGGUUUGACAUUGAAAGAAUCAGAGUGCCAAGAAGAUUACCAUCACAGUUUGAGCACUACUUUGAUACAACCUAUGAUGAUUCCUACAAAAUGGAAAGGAAAUCACUGCCUCAUUCACUUGUUCAUUUAGCAGCUCGUGAAGCCCGGGCAUUUCCAGCAUCACAGCCCGAGUUAGAUCCUCCUAGAAUGAAGCAAGAAUAUAACUCAUUCCAGACAACAUCAAGAGCAGCAUAUGUCGACCCUAGACUGAGGACAACACCCCUUAAGUCAUAGUGAGGCUAUACUUACCAGUUAGUUAGUUACCAGAUACCAGUUUGUACACUUUGUAUUUAAUAAUUGCACUCAAAUAAUCUAUAUAUAGCCAGUUACAUGUAUUCAGACUUAUUGAAUGUAAACAUGACAAGCAUUCAUAAUGUGCUAUCUUUCCUCGUAAAGUGAAGGAAUUCCGUCUGUGUCCAUUUUUGUCAGUUUGACCUGUUGUACAUGUAUGUUAAAGACAUUUUUCUUGUUUGGAUGUAUACAUUGAAAUUUAGAGUAAAAGUGUAAUGUAUAAUGUAACUUUACGGCCUUUUAGCUAUUCAUUCAUCACUCUGCUCCUUUGAGGUGAUUAUGAAGUCCCCUUUAAAAAUGCAACCCCAUGGCAGUGUUGUUUUUUUUUAAUUUAUUUUUUUUUCAAUUUAAAAAAUAAGUU
Acanthaster planci (crown-of-thorns starfish) is the source of this 1002-nucleotide messenger RNA. RefSeq names its product cilia- and flagella-associated protein 68-like. The record is from RefSeq and is a predicted model, not a curated record. Gene Ontology annotation, cellular component: nucleus. Gene Ontology annotation, biological process: flagellated sperm motility. Lineage: Eukaryota; Metazoa; Echinodermata; Asteroidea; Valvatida; Acanthasteridae.